CAAGUUAUGAAUGAGGAUAGAAUCAUGCUCCGUGGAAGUUACACAGGUAGUUGGUCCUGAGGAGUGAAGUCUGACAACGGUUAUAGAAUGGCUCAAUUUCAAACUCAGAUCAGGAGAGUGAGAUGGUCGGCGUGGUUUCUAGGAGCGUCCAACGCUCUGACCGUUGCCCUGAGCGUUCCUGUCGUGUUGCCGGCGUUGGCUAGUCUCCCGUCUUGCGGGAGAGCCGACGUUGCAGCCGUCGCCCUCAUUGCCUUGAUUUCGUGCGCUAGAAUUCUAGCAAUGGCUCGCAUUGGAUUCCACCAAAAAGCUUCCGCUCUCACCAUUCUCUCUCCCGAUUCCAAUUCCGAUCCCAGUAUUCGCCAAGAACGACGGGUACUUUCUUCUUCGUUUAUAACCAUUUUUAUAUGAGCUCUAGGCACGUGAGUAUUUCUAUGGCUGCUUUUCAUUUCAAACGGAUUCAAUGAGAAACUUAACAGGUCAUUUUUUUCACUUUGACAUUUCAACAUUGUUUCCUGCUUGAUGACUUUAAACUGAAGAGGAGAUACCGGAAUUGGUUGUGGUGGACUCGGUUUGCUACAGUAAUUACGGUGCUGCAAUUUAUUGGGGCCGCUUAUUAUCUGUUUACUCUUACGAAAAUGGUGUAUCAAAAUGCAGUAUCAACUAGUUGUGUUCCAGUUUGUCACAGGAUCUGAUGUUUUGAGAUGGAGAUCUUUCUAUUCCACGGAGGAUUAUGCAUGGAAGGCACACUAUAGGGAGGUGUUUGAUAAUGGCAUCCGUCAAGCUUUGUGCUGUCUGGGACGGUUUAAUUACUUGAGUGCGUUGGAUGAAGAUGAAGUUUACUCAGUUGCAGAGUUUUUGGGUGAUCUUGUUACAUAUCGUGCAUCAGGAAGAGGACAUUUGGAAUUCUUGGCAGGGUUAGCUUUAUUGCAUAGAUAUAGUUCAUCCUCUAAGUUAUGUGAAGAGCCCCUACCAGUGCCCACGGAAAGGAUUCAGGAGGCAGGUCUCUUUCAUCCGUUCGCUGAAGCUGCAUAUACUGGUCUAUUACUUGAUGUUGGAAGAAAUCCAUUAUUUUUCCCCUUGUCAUGGUUGCGCAGACAAGGCAUCUUCUCUCCUUGGGCUCGUAAUAGGAGCUAAGGAGCUACAAUGGUAAUGUCGUUGAUGGAAUUAUCACUACCCUCUGUAAUGCAAUAAUGGUUUACUGAGUUUGAGGAGUAGAGUGAGAGGAUAAACGCGGUUCGAGAGGAGGGAAUUGAUAAGACUGAAUCAAAUUCUCAACAAUAAAAAACAAUCAGGAGCUAAGGAGCUACAAUGCCUGCCAUUACUUGAAGGGGAUAACUGGUGGAGAGGUCACGCGGCGGCUUUCUUGAAAUAUGUCGAGCUGGCAAGUGACGUACUUAGAAAGGGACGUGUUAACCAAGAGAAGUGUAAAGCGGCGUACUUCAUUGUCGUUUUGCAUCACUUAAGAACUGUUGUGAUCGCUGUGCGUGGAACUGAGACCCCUGAAGACCUCAUUACUGAUGGUUUAUGCCGGGAAUGCAGCCUUUAUGAAGGAGAUUUAGAUGGUUUAGUAAAGUAUAUCUCUCUCUAUAUCUAUCUAUAUAUUUCGUGCAUGCAUUCACACUCAAACACUCUGCUUUUUAAAUGGCAACUUCUGUACCAUGUUCGGACAUGAGGUUUCAAUUUCCAUGAAAGGCCAAUUUUGCAUAAAUUAGGUGUCCACGCUCCAGUGUGAAAGUAAGCUCUAAAAAUUACUAUAGAGUUUUCUACCCUUCAAUUUCCGAAUUCUAGGACAGUUCUUGGCAUCGGUUUGAAAUUGUAUGUGAUUCCUCUAAACAUAAUACUCCCUCCGUCCCCGAAAGAAGUUCCCAGUCACUAUUCAUUGGUCAACUUGAAUCACUCCUAAUCCUUUACUUUAUAGAUCAAAUUUUUAUCAAACUUGAAUUUUCUUGAUCAGACUUUGUAGCGGUUUUAAUUUAGUUUUUGAAUAUGUAAAUUUUGUUUACUAAAAAUAAUCCGAGUGUGAACAGGGAUCGAGUUGCUUUAUCGUCAGUCAAGCAUCGUAAACCGAACGGGAACUUCUUUCGGGGACGGAGGUAGUACAUAUGAACGGAACAACAUCAAUGUCGAAGUUAAAGCAAAUCUCACACUGAUGACCAUGCAAAACAGCAUUGGGGAUUACGGGCAAUUGAGAAAAUAAUGGAAGAUCAAUUUUUUGUCAUGAUGGAGAUCAUAUCCCAUUAACCAUGAAGAAAAUAGAAGCUUCAUCACCAGUGCACUAUGCUCACUCUGGUGUAGUCGAGGCUGCACGUGAUCUGUUUAUGCAAGUUGAAGGAAAUUCUAUCGAUGGUGGGUUUCUCUCCUCAUUACUGGGUUCAGGAUGCGAGUGUGAUGGAUAUAGUAUGCGAAUAGUAGGGCAUUCCCUUGGAGGAGCCAUCGCUGCUUUGCUUGGCAUUCGUUUGCACCGACAGUUCCCUAACUUACAUGUUUAUGCAUUUGGUCCUCUCCCCUGUGUGGAUCUAGUGGUAGCAGAUGCAUGUAAAGAUUUUAUAACCAGUGAGACUGACAUAUAACUAUGGAAAUCCUCUCAGCAUUGUAUACAACGAUGAGUUCUCAGCCCGCCUUUCGGUUGGAUCAAUUAUGAGACUUCAAGCUGCUGCACUUCAGGCUCUUUCACAAGAUGGCAUUAUGGAUUUAACCACACUUUCUAAACUCUCACGCCAGUUCUUGCUUCUGAACAUUUGUCAAGAGAAUAUGGAUGACCCAAAUCUUCCACAGUCACAAAAUGCGACUAGGCAGGAGUCAAGUUGGAAAGUUGGAGCAAAACGCUGUAAUCACAGAACUUGCUCAGCUGAGACAUUGAGUAGUUAUACCAAUAUGUUUACUCACUCUACUGAUAUGAACUUACAUGAUGAUCCUAUCACUCAAUUUAUGGAAGCUGUUCCUUGUUCGGGAAGCGAAUCAUCUUUGAAUCUCCCAGAGAUGUUUCUGCCUGGUCUUCUCAUCCAUAUCAUACCACAUAUGGAUGACCUAAAUAUGUCUUUCUUGACCCGCUGGAGAACCUGGGAUACAAGUUGUACAUAUAAAGCCUAUAUUGCAAAGAGAGAAUCCUUCAGAGAUUUCAUAGUAUCUCCAUCUAUUUUUCUUGAUCAUCUACCUUGGAGAUGUCAUAAAGCUUUGAAAGCAUUGUCAAAGGUACAAAGCCUUGAAGUACUUCCUGAUAAACUGCAAAUUGUAUAAUCAACAGGUCUACUAUAUGGUUACUGCUUUUGACAAUUUGCCAGUAAUUGCCACAUUUAAAUUGUCAAUUUAAUAUUAUGUUUUGCAAUGAAGGGCAGCCUGGAAAUUCUCCAACGCCACACCCAGAGGUCACUGAGGCGUUACACCUUGAGUCCUGACUUAUCCUCCUACUGUCCUGCAUGAUGCAAGUUACUCAGUAUGCGGCAUUUGUUAUGUUUAUUACUAGUGUUACUCAUGUGCAGUCAUUAUUAUCCAAACAUAACUUGUGUAGACUACUUACUCAUUGGUUU
Messenger RNA from Cuscuta epithymum, 3527 nucleotides. NCBI's taxonomy places the organism in Eukaryota, Viridiplantae, Streptophyta, Magnoliopsida, Solanales, Convolvulaceae. The record is from the annotation of a GenBank genome assembly.